Molecule: messenger RNA, 300 nt
Organism: Oppiella nova
Lineage: Eukaryota; Metazoa; Arthropoda; Arachnida; Sarcoptiformes; Oppiidae
Source: the annotation of a GenBank genome assembly
AUGCACAGUACUUCCCGAAUCCCGAGACCUUUAUUCCCGAAAGAUUUUUUGCCCGCAAACCGGCAUAAGUUGAUUGACUACACGUACGUACCAUUCGGGUCGGGGCCCCGACAUUGCGUGGGAAUGAGGUUCGCCUUAUUAGAGGCUAAGUUAUGUUUGACGCAUAUCAUCAAAAACUAUCGGUUGGUCACUACCGUCCGCACAGACAUACCGGUGUCGUUGGGGACACACAUAUACCACACGCCCCGGCGGGUCAUCGUGGGCGUUGAGCCCGAAAAUAAAUUAUUUUCAAGUGUAUAA